Lasiosphaeria miniovina is the source of this 243-nucleotide messenger RNA. RefSeq lists its product as uncharacterized. NCBI's taxonomy places the organism in Eukaryota, Fungi, Ascomycota, Sordariomycetes, Sordariales, Lasiosphaeriaceae. The transcript has a single exon. The annotation marks the transcript as partial. The record is from RefSeq and is a predicted model, not a curated record.
CAAUGCCUAUUCUGUCUAAAAUUUUUUACCUUCCGCGGCGGCUUGACAAGGCACAACGAGAACGACCAUUUCAGUAAAGGUGCCUUCGACCGUCCCUUUCCGUGUGGCGAGUGCGGUCGUCAAGGAAAGAGGCACGUCGUGGACGGGGCAGAGUACUGGAGCAACUAUGUGGAGACGUGCCACGGUCGUAAGUAUACGCCGAUGCCGCCACGGCACAGGAAGGAGGUUAGACUAGCCGAGUGA